GAGGCCAUGCUGCUGCUGGUGACUCUUGUGCUUCUGGGGACCCACCCCUGCUGGGCACAUCAGCUGUUCGGGUUAGGAGGAGGCCACUAUUUCAGUUCCUCAGACUAUGAUCAUGACAUCACAGGGCUUCGGAUAUCUAUAGGCUACCCUAUGCUUAAAAGCGUCCAGGUGCACUUUGACACUUACUGGGAUAGUCAACAUGGUGCCUCAGGUGGGAAGAUCCAGGAAUUGAACCUGUGGCCUGGUGAACACAUCACUGAGGUCCAUGGCUCAUUCAAAGCAUUCCUCCGACAACUGAUCUUUUGCACCAACUGGGGGCGCUGCAUCCCCUUUGGGGACAAGUACGGCAAUGAAUUCUCUGCCUUCCCCAGCCAGGAGGGACAGGUGCUCACAGGCAUCUUUGGUCAGUAUGGACUCCUCGGCCUCAAGAGUAUCGGCUUUACUUGGGAUUUUCCAUUAGAAGAGAUCACCACUACACAACCCACAGUCAAGUAA
Molecule: messenger RNA, 495 nt
Organism: Nycticebus coucang (slow loris)
Lineage: Eukaryota; Metazoa; Chordata; Mammalia; Primates; Lorisidae
Product: zymogen granule protein 16 homolog B-like
Exons: 3
Coding region: 7-495 (162 amino acids)
Source: RefSeq, a predicted model, not a curated record